Fusarium mangiferae is the source of this 4359-nucleotide messenger RNA. RefSeq lists its product as uncharacterized. Gene Ontology annotation, molecular function: ATP binding; ATP hydrolysis activity; ABC-type transporter activity. Gene Ontology annotation, biological process: transmembrane transport. The transcript is spliced from 3 exons. The record is from RefSeq and is a predicted model, not a curated record. Gene Ontology annotation, cellular component: membrane. Lineage: Eukaryota; Fungi; Ascomycota; Sordariomycetes; Hypocreales; Nectriaceae. Bases 1 to 4359 code for a protein of 1452 amino acids.
AUGAGCUCAACUUGUCUAAAUGAUGGCUCUUGGGGACCUGGUGUACGGGGAUGUCGAGGCGAUUUCGACUUCACCCAGAAAUUCGAACGCAUAUUCCUUUCAAUUAUACCAACUGCGGUGUUCGUCGCGGCAGCUGUUGCCCGCAUAACCAUUUUAUUACAGCGCGAAAGGAUAGUUGGAGGUAUCGUUCUUCAGUCGAUUAAGAUUGCAUUUCUGGCCGUUUAUGCCAUUGUUCAAGUUGCGAUUCUAAUUCUCAUCGCGACUGGGGCCCCAGGCGUUGUCCACGGCCUCUCUAUUGCUGGGUCAAUCUUUGUAGCCAUCGCCUCCUUCUUAGCGGUCGUUUUAUCCUCAUUCGAGCACUCCUGUGCCCGCAGACCGUCGACUUUGCUCAAUGUCUACAUAUUGCUCACGCUCCUGUUUGACAUUGUGCAAACGAGAACGGCAUGGCUUGCAUCUCAACAUGGCAUCCAGCCUCGCCUGUUCACUGCAUCUGUCGUCGUCAAAGCUAUUAUUCUAUGUCUCGAGACGAUUCCUAAAACAAAAUGGAUUCACUGGAAUGCUGAUGAGCAUAGCCCAGAGGAGUCGAGCGGCAUAUUCAGCAUUGGUGCUUUCGCCUGGCUGAACCAGCUUUUCAUGAGAGGAUAUCGAGGGGUUUUGGCCAUAGAUGACCUUUAUCCCCUCGAUGAGAACAUGGUUUCCAGCAAGUUGUAUAGCCAGUUUGUCAAAAGGAUUAGGGUGCAUAGAUACAGCCAAGAGCUCAAGUCUGGACUUCUGAAGGACCUGGCCAGAACACUCAUCAGCCCGUUCCUCCUCCCAAUUGCGCCUCGCGUUGCCCUCAUCGCCUUCAAAUUCUGCCAGCCCGUCUUCAUCGAUGCUACUCUUGAGUACCUGCAGAUGCCCGAGACGCCAGCGACGAAAAACAUGGGUUACGGCUUGAUCGGCGCAGCAUUCCUCAUUUACGCAGGCAUUGGACUUUCUUCCGCCUUUUACGGCUACUAUCAGGAAAAGGCCGUCUAUAUGAUUCGAGGCUGCCUAGUCGCUGCGAUUUACCAAAAGACAACCCAGAUGAAGAUCACGGCCGCUGAUGAUUCUGCCGCUUUAACGCUUAUGAGCGCUGAUGUUGAACGCAUUAUCAGGGGUGCUGGGACAGCUCAUGAUAUCUGGGCAAACAGUAUAGAAGUAGCCAUCGGUUGCUGGCUUCUGCAUGGAAAGAUCGGUCUAGCGUUCCUGUCUCCGCUUGUCGUGAUCGGUGUUUGCGCUCUUUUGCUGUCCUGGUUGGUCACGUUCGUUGGCAAGAGGCAGAGCAUAUGGAUGGCGAAGAUCCAGAAUAGAGUGGGAUUGACCGCCAACGCCAUCUCCCAGAUGAAACUCUACAAAAUCUCAGGUAUUGCUGGGCCUGUUGCAGAUCUCAUACAGACGCUCCGCGUUGGAGAGAUCAAGGUUGGGAAUAGUUAUCGCUGGCUGUUGAUAAGCGCUGCGGUGCUGGGCUUCUUCCCAAUUUGCAUCUCUCCAGUCGUUACCUUUGCAUUCACGUCCACAAAGUUGACUGUGAACACACUCUUCACCUCGCUAUCAUACAUACUCCUCUUCACUACUCCCGUCAUCGGCCUUUUCCAGAGCCUUCCGGGCAUUUUUGCCGCUCUGACAUGCAUGGCUCGAGUGCAAAGAUUUAUCGCCGCAGAUCCACGCCAUGACUUCCGAAUCCAUGAAACUACUUCCGUUGCCGAGAAAAGUCCAUCGAACCCGCCAAACGAGGUAGCAUUUUCUGUUGAGAACGGCUGCUUCGGAUGGGGAGGUGAGAAAUUGACACUUAGUCAAAUGCAUGCUUCUGUUCCGGCUCACAAGCUCACCAUAGUGGUGGGCGAAGUGGCAUCUGGCAAGACCACCUUCUGUAAGGCUUUACUUGGGGAGCUGCCUGUCGCUUCAGGGAUCAUCAGAACGUAUAUACCAUCGCAUCGCAUCGGCUACUGUGAACAAACCCCUUUUCUUUACAACGCGAGCUUCCGAGAAAACAUUGUUGGCCAUUGCGCUUUCGAUCAGGCCAAGUACGACGAAAUUGUGGAAGCUACUAUGCUCACACCGGACGUUGUACUUUUACCACAAGGUCAUGAUACAAAGAUUGGCAGUAAUGGUAUCAUGUUGAGUGGCGGUCAAAAGCAGCGUCUUUCGGUUGCUCGUGCUCUAUACUCUGAAGCAGAUCUGAUGAUUUUCGACGAUAUCCUAAGUGGUCUAGACCUGGAUACUGAAUCAGAGCUCUUUAGACGUGUAUUUGGACCAGGGGGUAUCACUCGUCGACGCAACGUCACUGUGGUCAUCUGUACACAUUCAGUCAGGAAUCUACCUCUGGCAGACCAUAUCAUUGCUCUUGGUAAUGGUACAGUCAUCGAAGAAGGGAGUUUCUCAGACUUGAUAGAGAACAAAAAGUAUGUUCACAGCCUCGGCGUCAAGCACAGAGAUACGGAUUCUUCUUCAGACGAUGAAAAGCCCAUGGCAAGAGCCACUGCUGCCACUGUCCCUAUAAUUCUUCCUCAGGACGUAUCAGCGGCGGAAAAUAAAGCACGACAACAAGGCGACUUUUCUAUUUAUAAACACUACUUCAAGAGCGUCGGCUUCUGGCCAGUUGUCAUCGUCGCUGUGGCGGGCAUGUUAACCGGUGUCUGCAACAGUCUUUCCAGUGUCUGGAUCAAAUUCUGGGCUGAAGACGCUUUUAACAGAUCCUUUGCCUUCUACGUAGGUAUCUAUGGUAUGCUGCGAGCUGGCUAUAUGGUCUUCUUGUUCUGCGAUGGAGUUACAACAUUGAUCAAGAUGACUGCAUCGGCAGGUACUGAACUACACGAACGCGCAAUUUUGACUGUUAUUUCUGCGCCUCUGAGGUUCUUCUCAAAGACUGACACGGGUAUUGUGACGAACUUAUUCUCGCAAGAUAUGACUCUUCUGGAUAUGGAGCUCCCACUGGCCCUGACCAACUUUUCCCUGGACAUCUCUAACGCAUUUGGCACAGCAUUCGUUGUAGCUUCAGCGUCGCCAUAUCUCGCAGUUGGAUACCCCUUUCUGAUGGGUAUUCUAUACUUUAUACAAAAGUUCUACCUCAGAACUUCUAGACAGAUUCGACUCCUCGACCUUGAGGCUAAAAGCCCAUUGUAUACACAUUUCACGGACACAAUCAAAGGUGUUGCAACUAUUCGGGCCUUUGGGUGGGAACAAUUUGACAUUGCUCACAGCAACAAACUUCUCGACACGUCCCAGCGCCCAGCAUACCUCCUGGCAAUGAUUCAACAAUGGCUCGCCACAUUACUUCACUUCAUUGUUACAGGCACUGCCGUUCUUCUUAUCGCUCUUGCAACUCAGCUUCGAACCAAUGCAGGUUUGACUGGCGCCAGUCUGAUCUCUCUCUUGACCUUCAGUGAAGCCUUGUCAAACCUCAUUACUAGUUACACCUCUCUUGAGACGUCGCUAGGCGCUGUGAGCCGGUUAAGGUCUUUCAGUGAAACUGUGGAGACAGAGAAUAAACCGGGCGAAGUUAUUGAGCCCCCCGAAACCUGGCCUCAAAGCGGCAGCAUACAAGUCCGCAAGGUCUCUGCCUCUUACGAUUCUCCAAGCAACGAGCAAGACGAAACUACUUCUAGCUUGGCACUACGUGACCUCGAGCUAGACAUCUUGCCCGGCCAGAAAGUAGCAGUUUGUGGCCGUACAGGAAGUGGAAAGUCAACUCUGAUCCUUCUCCUCUUACGUCUCAUCGAUCCUCUCCCCUCUUGCGAUUCGAACAUGACGAUCGACGACAUAUACCUUCAUCAAAUAGAUCGCGCUACCUUGCGCAAGCGCGUCAUUUGCAUUCCCCAGGACGCAGUGUUUCUUCCUGAUGGCAGCUCUGUCAAAGAUAACAUCGACCCUUACAAGGCAGCCACGGACGUGGAAUGCUUCAACGUUCUCAACACGGUGCGGUUAUCAGGCUUUGUCCAAGACAAAGGCAGCCUCAACGCUGGUAUGAGCGCCGAUGAUCUCAGUGCUGGACAAAAGCAGCUCUUCAGCCUCGGUAGAGCGAUUCUACGUCGUAGGGUGCGCGAUCGCCUUGCCGUGGGUGAGAAGCGAGGUGGAUUGCUAUUGCUUGACGAAGUGAGCAGCAGUGUCGACAAGGUAACCGACAGGGCUAUGCAAGAGAUUAUUCGUGAAGAAUUCGAGAAUUAUACAAUUGUCAUGGUGUCUCAUCGGCUUGAGAUGGUAAUGGACUUUUUUAACAGAGUUAUUGUUCUGGACAGGGGUACUGUUGUAGAGUCUGGUGGGCCAAGGGAACUCGUCGAGACGCCGGGAAGUCGAUUUGGUGAUCUCUGGGCUGUUGAGCAUGACAGCAGGUCAGAAUAG